CAAUAUCUCUAUUGUAUAUCUAUCGAUAAGCACAAAUCGGUAUUCCAUGAUUUCUGAACCCUGCCACGGAGUUACAACGAAUCGCCAGAAACUACCCCGAUAAUGCGUGCUCAGUUCAAAUAGGUUAGGAAGAGAAUUGGACAUUACAACGGCUCCAAUGGGCUGGUGGGACAGUCUCUGGGCCUCAACUACGAGCGCCGAUGAUCCGCUACGAAAGCUGGACCCAAAGCUCCGCGAGUUCCUCGAGAAAGAAUCGCCCGUCAAAUACAGCAACGGCAAUGCGCCGUCGGCGCCGAAAUCUAGCGAUGCCGGAUCAUUAAUACCAAACACCGAGCAUGGGAGCGAGGGAGAGAGCAAUAGCAAACCUGCGGUGCCUAAGGAGAGCCAAUUCCAGGAUGGCCGCUAUGCGCACCUGUGGAAGUCGUAUCGGUCGCUAGCGGAGGUCGAAGCCGAGACCAAGACUGAUCACGAGAAAUUGAUGGACAUCUUAGAGGGCUAUAAGGAGCGCAAGGCGCAGAUUGGCCGGGCCGCCCUCGAGAACUGCGCCCUCGAACAGGUGGAUUGGCGCACUUGCAUGACAAAUCCGUCUAUGAGCGAACGUCUGACCAUGUGUCGAGAUCAAGUCAAGAAGUUUGAACGAUGCUAUAUGACACAGACGAGGUUACUCAAAGCUCUCGGGUAUCUCUCAACCCUCGAUCAAUCCCCCCAAACCGAAGAAGACAUCCAAAUGCACGCUGACGCGCUAUACCACCGCAUGUUGAAGCAAGAAGCCGAAAUGGAAACGGCGAAGAAAGAAGGGCGGCCGAUACCGAAAUUUGCACCGCUUGUGCCAAGAUCAAUGGCCAACGCUACCACACCGGAGCCCGAAUUGACACUAGAACAGCACGAGACAUUGAAGGCAAGGUUAGAGAAGGUCGCGGAAGAAGACCGCGCUGCAGAAGAGGAGGCGUACAAGGGCGAGUUGCGCGCCAAGGCCGAGGUCGCAUCCAAAGUCGAAGGGCUGUGGAAGCAGCAAGAACGGGACCGGCAGAUGCGAAAGCAGAAGGGCGAGGAGACCAUGUGGGACAAGGUUGCAGGGGCAUUUGGCGGCAACAGCAAUAGCGAUAACCAGGAGAAGAAAUAGCGUCUCUUGGUUGAAGCACAUCGAGGCGCUUAUGAUAUAGUGUGGCUUUACAAGCAGGAUGAAGGUUGCAGCAUCGACGAGGUAUCAGCAGACCUUCUGGGUGUGAACUUAUGGACUGACGAGUGAAAAUGAUUGUAUAAUACUGUAUAUAGGCUGUGGUCCACCUGCUCUCCAAUAAUGAUACCAAAUAUCAAGAUAAAUGAAUCAGUUAUCAAGGUCAGGUUAUACCAUUGGA
Messenger RNA from Xylaria bambusicola, 1358 nucleotides. RefSeq lists its product as uncharacterized. The transcript has 2 exons. Bases 158 to 1123 code for a protein of 321 amino acids. Lineage: Eukaryota; Fungi; Ascomycota; Sordariomycetes; Xylariales; Xylariaceae. The record is from RefSeq and is a predicted model, not a curated record.